AUUCGAAUAUAUCUGUAGGGGCAAGUUAAAUAACAUCAAAGAGAUCAAUUAAUAUCUAAUUACAUCACACAAAUCACGGCCAAUGUGAGAGCACAUUGGCAUACUAAGUGAAGCCCAUUUAAUUUCUUGCACUACAAGCUAAGAAAGAAAUAAGUGCAUGACUCUCUUAAUUAUUGAAACACAAACACCAAUGUCUAUAUUGAAGAACAAGGUUGUGCUUCAGAACAAGAGAAUUGAAAUAGAUGCUGCUGAGUAUGAUACUGUUAAGUAUUGGAAACAAAGGGCCUUGCGUUUGGAGAAAUUGGUUGAGGCAAGCAUCCAGAGAGAGCAGAUACUCCAAGACAAGUUGCUUGAAAGGAUCAACAACAUUGAGAGGCAAUCCUCACAUGUAGAAGAACUCUCCCAGAUUCUCAAAAGAGCAGAUAAUUUCUUGCAUUUCAUCCUCCAGAAUGCACCUGUUGUUAUUGGCCAUCAGGACAAGGAAUUGCGAUACCGGUUUAUCUAUAAUCAUUUUCCAAGUUUGCAAGAGGAGGACAUAAUAGGAAAAACAGAUGUGGAAAUAUUCACAGGAUCUGGGGUCAAAGAAUCUCAAGAGUUCAAGAGAGAAGUCUUGGAGAAAGGAUUACCUGCAAAAAGGGAAAUCACUUUUGAGACAGAACUAUUCGGAUCAAAGACAUUCUUGAUAUAUGUAGAACCCGUGUUUAGCAAAGUAGGGGAGACAAUUGGAAUAAACUAUAUGGGAAUGGAUGUAACAGAUCAGGUAAAUGUUAACUUUGUUUUAAUAUUUCUUAUGGUAAUGGCAGCACACAUGAUAUUUCACAAUUCUCCGAAAUUGCAGGUGCAGAAAAGAGAAAGGAUGGCCAAGAUUCGGGAAGAGAUUGCAGUUCAGAAAGCAAAGGAAACAGAACUAAACAAAACCAUUCACAUUACAGAGGAGACUAUGAGAGCAAAACAAAUGCUGGCCACAAUGUCUCAUGAGAUAAGGUCUCCAUUAUCUGGCCACAAUAUCAUGAUGUAUUUACUAUCAACAUCUCAACACUAUGUUAACACACAUAAAUAAAAACACUUUAAAAAAAAACACACAAAUAUAAACUCUUCUGUCACACACUUAUACCUCUUCGUCCCCUUCCUAUACUCAUUUUGUGUGUCACUGCCAACUCCUUUACUGGUGAAGGUGCUUCUGCUCUCACAUUCCUUUUGGCUCAUUCUUUUCAUGAGUGCA
Messenger RNA from Arachis ipaensis, 1222 nucleotides. Lineage: Eukaryota; Viridiplantae; Streptophyta; Magnoliopsida; Fabales; Fabaceae. The record is from RefSeq and is a predicted model, not a curated record.